Molecule: messenger RNA, 2820 nt
Organism: Schistosoma guineensis
Lineage: Eukaryota; Metazoa; Platyhelminthes; Trematoda; Strigeidida; Schistosomatidae
Source: the annotation of a GenBank genome assembly
GAAAUAGAUCAUUGAAAUAAAUGAAUAGAAAUUGAUAUAAAUCCAGAGGAAGACUAUAUGGAAGGAGUUGUCUAUCAAGUUGUUUGUAUAGAAAUUAACUAGAAAAAAGGGUGUAUGUUUCCGGUCGAUUACAAGAACAUGAAAUGAUAUAUGUACACAAAUCAUUGGAUGUAAGGUGAGAUUUAAAUUAUUGAACCUUCUUUUUUCUCUCCCUAAUUAGUUUAAAAACAUGAAUUAAUGAAAUCAACUAAAAUCUAAAAUGAAAGUUGUCUUGUUUUCCUCUAUCGGUUUUUAUAUAUUAAGAUAUAAAGGAACAAUAAUUUAUUCAUGUUUCAAUUUUUUUUCAUUUUACCUUAAAGAUAACAUGUUGAAUUGUUUUAAUUUGCACCAAGGUCAUUCAAAUGACCUGAGAGUUUAUGUUUAGGAUUGUUUUGUUUUUUUUCUAGAAAGUUGUUUCAUACACAGGAGAUGAUUUCGAAGAAUAAUACAUUAUGAUAUUGACAAACCAUUGUAAUAGGAAAGAAUCAUACUUAAUUCAGAUUUUUUUAUAAUGUCAUUUCUCUAAAUAGACGUUAAGAUAUUGUUUUAGGGACAUGUAUUAGUUGUGAAAAAAAAUAGUUUUUUUUCAUCCAGAAAUAUGCCAAAACCAACCCUUGAGUUAAAUAUGAUAUAGUUCAAAAGAAAAUUUGCUUCUUAUACUUGCGCUUCAAAGGAGAUGUAAUCACUGAAAUAAUUAAUCACAGGAUGAAUUCCUCGUUGAAGGUAACUUACCCAUCAGCAAAAUUAACGAUGCUAUGGGAAACAAACUGCUCGCUCAAACAAACUAAAAUUGACAGGUCCUAUUUUUUUUAGUAGCUCUAACUGUAUUUACCAAUUUACAUGUACGUGCCAAAGCACAUACAUUGAAAGAACCAAGAGAAAAGUAUAUGUUAGCAUUUCCAAGUAUGUUCCAAAGAAAUUGAAACUGAGAAGGCCAAGGGCUCUCAACAGUGCAAUAGCUCGGCAUUUACUUGACACUGGGCACACCGUUGACAUUCCUCAAGCUUUUGAAAUUAUUAGCAGACAAAGAAGUAUUGCUUCUCUUCUGUUUGCUGAAUCGAUUGAGUUUACCAACAGUGAUCAGUCGAGGAGUGAUUAUUUCAUAGUUAAUCUAAUUGAAUUAUGCUCUGAAUAUUGUGAGCUCAGACUCUUGGAGCAGUAAAUGUUAUUCUUAGGUUAAAAAUACUAAACGAAAAUAUUUGUUCUAGAGAUACCAGGAAUCUAUUUCAUUUAACAUCAGAUUUCAUACACAAACUCUCAGAUUUCUUAGCUUAAAAGACGAUGUAUUCACGAAACACAACAAAAGUGAACAUGAAUUUUUACCAGUUUUACAAAUUUUGAUCAGUUUUGAUAACAGUUUAGCAAAUAUAUAUUAUGUAUCAUUAAGUGAAAUUGAUUCGUAAAAGUUUCAUUAUUAUAUUUUACAGACAAUGACCUAGUCCACGAAUUAAGGUUGUAUACGAGCUUUGUUUUACAGUGGAACACAUUGAACAAUUUUAGCUAGUGAUAAUCACAUGAUAUUCUCUUUUUAAAAUAUGUUAUAUUGUUUAUUUAUAUCACUUCUGAUAAUCAACAAUCCAGUAACUGGUUAAUAUUAAAGUAUUAAUUAAGGAUAAUCUACCUGGUCAAUAAAAGUCCAACUUGAAAAUCAUAAUAACGAAAAUAAUAAUUCAUAGGACUGUGUUGUGAGAUGGUGUAUUAAAAAUGUGUAACAUAAUGAAAUUUGAAUUAUAUUGAUGAUAGUUAAGAUUAAAUAAGUUAUAAUGACUGGAAAUAAACUCAAGUCCAGUUCGUAAUUUUUACGGACUACUUAGCGACUAACCAGAAUGAAGUGGGGAUUACCAAUUCCGCCACCUUUGUAAGCAAUGGCAGUUAGCUUAGCUCGUUGUUUUUUUGGGUUUUUGGUGUUGCUACAAAACUUAAUAUUUUAGUGUUCUGAAAUCCCUCAAUUUGUGUGAUACUUUUAGUGUUGAUGCCAAUUUUUUUUAAUCAGUUUUGUUUUCAUGGCUUUUGCCAAUGCUACUCAGGUCGGUGCACUCUUUCAGGCGUGCUUACGUGCAUUAUAUGAUAAAAUGUUAAUGCGUUUUGUCUUGAGUAUUAUUUCGUAGAUAUCAGAAACCAGAGUAAGCUGCUUUUUACUGUCCUCAUGUUUGUUCAUAUCUAUCAUUUAUGAUUUUAUCAAGAGCGAUCAAAGGAAAUGUACUCUAGUGUUAUUUUCUUCAGUAUUAUGAAUAAUCCUAUCCCAUCAACAAGUCGAACUAGUACUGAGCGUCUAGUUGUUGUGGAAACCAGUGAUGUUUUCGAAAGGAUUAUGAGACCCAACUUUCCUAUUCGAGUUAUUUUUGGAUGACCUUGCAGUUCAAGUAGUUCGUAUAUCCUCGAAAACUCGAUUUCGAUAACACUCAUUGCCGCCAUAUAACUAUUUCUCACAAAGCAAGUCCACUUAUUCUUUUAAAAUUGGUGAUGUAGUCUUACUGCUAAGCUAAUAUCCCUAUUCUGUAUUUUAGGCAAUCGAUGAGAGCAAGUCACGACAUAUGCAUCUGCCGUAUAUUGCCAUUUUACUCCAACUUUUACCUGUCAUGUCUUAUUCUUUUCAAAAUAAAGAAAUGGAUCAAAUCAUGCGAAACAUUCAAACCAGUUAUAUUGAUUGAUUGGUCAUUGAGUGUUACUGUUAAUUCAUUUUGUCAUAAUAUUGGUAGAAAGCAAAACAAAUAUCAAAAUAAUUCGGAAGACUCUCGGCUUUUACCAGCAGCUACUAGUUUACAAGUGAAUAACAAUUAA